This is a messenger RNA of Sphaeramia orbicularis (orbiculate cardinalfish), 3140 nucleotides long. Its product is annotated as dynein heavy chain 3, axonemal-like. Lineage: Eukaryota; Metazoa; Chordata; Actinopteri; Kurtiformes; Apogonidae. The record is from RefSeq and is a predicted model, not a curated record. The coding region runs from base 238 to 3018 and encodes 926 amino acids. Gene Ontology annotation, molecular function: dynein light intermediate chain binding; dynein intermediate chain binding. Gene Ontology annotation, biological process: microtubule-based movement. The transcript is spliced from 22 exons. Gene Ontology annotation, cellular component: dynein complex.
AUCAGAACAGGCGCACAUCCUCAUGCAGGGGUAAAACCUACCGACAGAGGGCGCAGUAGAGCCACUGGAUUGUAAUUCUCACAGAUGGUUGAUGUUACCAUGGAGACGUUCCCUGAUCAGCUCAACACUGUUGCAGUUUACGGCGACGUGAUGGCGUAACCUUAACUCCCGUUGACUUAAUUUACACAAGUUACCUGGUAUAGGAGUUAAAGUCUGUUUUCCUGGAAAACUGGAAAAAUGGAACGGCUGAAUCAGAUGGAAGAUGAUUCCAUGUAUAAUAGGAGUGAGAAAGGACCUGGACUCCCACCUUUGCCUCCGGAUGCAGAACCAUCAGAACUCUAUAAAAUAGUCAUGAGGCACAGUCAGUACCCACCCAUUCUCCAGACCAACACAUGGACUCAGGCAGUCCCUUUUAAAGAGCAACGUUACCAUCGUACUCCAAGUGAGAGAAUUGGAAACAAUUACAGCCCUCAUGUCCAAGAUCUGAAAUUAUCAAGCCUCAAGCAGAGAAAACACAAUGUGCGCAGAUCCUCCGUAAGACCAGAGGUGGUUUCAUCUACCUCUCCUGGAAGAGGACAGACAGUCAAAGCCAAGAGGGAUUCUACAUUCUCACCUAGGUUGGAAGAGUUUUCUCCUCCCAUUAGCCGACCUAUCAGUCCCCAAGAGCAGAUGGACAUUAUGGAUAGGGAAGAGAAGCUAAAGGCCAGUAACCCAAAGCCUACAAAAGCAGACAUAGACAGGUAUUAUCACUACAUCACAGAGGGUGUCCCCAGCUCUGUCUUGACCCCCCUGCCUCCUCAACAAAUGAUGAACAUUCAGCGUCUCCUGCCAGACACUGGUGACAGUAAUGAAAAAAUCCAGAUUAUGAAGGCAAAUCUGGAAAAGGAGGUUAAGAGAGAUUAUGAAUUCAGUCUCAAGAUGAGCAUAGUGGACUACAUCCUGAUGGACCCAUCUGAACGGGAGCGACUCUCCAUAGUCAGCAUCCCAAAACCCUUUGCCAGGAGAGUGAUUCGCGCACCAGUGCCAUGGGCUGACAGUUACAGGGAGGUCCACACGUGGUUGAACAAACAUCUGUUCACUAUUAAUCCCAUUAUGAUCUUUCUGCAGGAUGCCUGGAUAAACAAUUUCUCAUCCUUGAGAUUUGUUCGACUGGAGGACUUGUGCUGUGCCAGUCUCCCCCUCCUUCCUUCUGAGUUUGAAGAGUUUAUCCAGAAACAAUGUCAAAGAACCAGAGAUGAAUUGGUCCAAAAGUGGCUGCCUCAGUGUGUAUCAGUCAUUUACACAUACAUGAAGGAGAGUAAGCAGGGGCUUCCAGUUACUGCCCAUGAGUUUUUCAGCUGUGUUGCUGCUCUCAUGUCACUGCACCUCCGAAGCCUUGUCAUAGAAUCUUUACAGGAUGUGUUAUAUUUCUUCAGUAUACACAAGGAAGGCAAUAACUUUGGCGACGUGUAUGAUGAGUUGCAGUAUUUUCAGGAUCAGGUGCUGCUGAUUAAACUGCAAGUGAAUGAGCCAAACAUCGACUUUAAUCCAAGUUUUCAGGAAUGUUGGGAGCUCAUCCACAGAGUCUUCUUGGAAAUCAUCAAAAGUGCCAAGAAUCUCCCAAGGGUGGAUUGGGACCUCUACCCAGGUACUGAGAACUUGUAUUUACGCACUGUCAGUCCUGAUGAGCCAGUAGUUAGAGACAUCAUCAACAAAGCCAAGGAUGUUUUCCAUGAGAACACUGUGGGGCCUCCUAAGUACUUGAGUGUGUACAAAAAGUACACUAAUCUACUAGACAAUACAGCAAAGCAGGACAUAACAGCAUUCCUUAAAGAAAAGCACUCAUUAGAAGGAUUUACUAAGAAAAUAGAGAGUGUGGCACUUUUGUGGAAGGAGAUUGCCUCAUUGCCAAUCACAGUACCUCUGUCAAUGUUUUGUUUAUAUACUGAGAAACUAAAUGAAGACCUGUGUGCCCGAACUGACCAGCUAAAAGAUCAGAUUGUCAUGUUUAUAGUAGAAGAGAAUCGAGAGCUUAACAGAAGGAUCUGUCAAAAGUAUGAGGACAUUACUCUGACCAUCAGAAGCACCCCCGAAUCCACAGAGGAGAUGAUGUCUCUUAACCAUUACAUUAGAGAGACCAGUGAGGUGACCAUUUACAAGCUAAUUGAUGAGACGGAUGAGGCAGUAGAACGCCUCAACUUCCUAAUGCAACAUGCUAUAUUGACCACUGAUGACAUGAGGUUGAACUCCAGCGUUUUCCAGUGGCCCACUCUUAUCCUGACUGAACUUGAACUUAGCAAGACUCGUGUAGCCACUAUGAGAGAGCAGGCUGAAGACCAUCUCCAAACGAGGGUAUCUCACCUUGAUGAGAGGCUGAAGGAUGUGGAAAAUGAGUUACAAGCAUUUAAGAAGGAGGAAUAUACUGUCAUUGACGCAGAGUCAAUGGAGAACAAUGUGGAAAAUCUCUGGAGGAUCAGUGCCAACCUUGAUGCUGCUGUAAUUGAACUGGAGGCUAUCAACAAAGAGCAGUCUUUGCUAGAAAGAGACCCGAGUGAGUUUCCAUCUCUGCAAAUUCUGAUAGAUGACAAACAGCCAUAUGAACAGCUUUGGACCACAGCGUUAAAGUUUCAGAGUAUGUCAGAGGUGUGGCUGAAUGGUCCAUUCCGGGAUCUUGAUGCAGAGAAAAUCUCUAAAGAGAUAGACACAAUGAGGAGGACCAUUUAUGAACUGACCAAGUCUUUAUCAAAUCUUCCUGGACCUUGCCAUGUGGCUGAAACUGUCAAACAAAGGAUAGACCAGUUUAAGCAGUACUUACCAGUCCUGUCAACAGUCUGUAAUCCUGGCCUCAAAGAUCAGCACUGGGAGAUGAUUAGUAGCAUUGUGGGUGUUCCUGUAAGACCAGAUGUGAACAGCUCACUGCAGGACAUGUUGGAUUUAGGACUCUCUAAGUUCUCUGACCAGUUGGAGGAGAUAGGAGCAUCAGCUAGUAAGGAGUAUUCCCAGGAAAAAUCCAUAGGGAAGAUGGAGAAUGAAUGCUGAAAUUUUAGCCAGUGCUGAGCUUCAGUAUCCAUCAAAAAUAUACAUUUGAAAAUCUAAUAAAUACUUUCACAUACACAAAAUGAGCAAAUUAUCUUUGUAAAUUAUUUUUGUUUUAGCUACAG